AUGGAGUUCAAGAAACCCGCAACAGUGCUGAAUCUGGCCAAUAUCAGACAGGCCUUGGUCCGAAUGGAAGACACCGUGGUGUUCAGCUUCAUCGAAAGGUCCCAGUUCUACGAAUCUCCAUCCGUGUACGCCCCCAAUAAGUACAAGAUCCCCAACUUUUCAGGUUCUUUCUUGGACUGGUUGCUCUUGCAAAACGAGAAGACCCACUCGCUUGUCAGGCGUUACGAGUCUCCAGACGAGACCCCCUUUUUCCCUGAUCAACUGGAAGAAUCGUUUCUUCCAAGUCUAAACUACCCUCCAAUUUUGGCUGACUACGCCGAUGAGGUGAACGUAAAUGACGAAAUCAGAACUGUGUACAUUGAAAAGAUAGUUCCCCAAAUUGCAGCUAAGAAAGGUGAUCAAGAUGAGAAUAUUGGAUCCACAGCCUGUGCAGAUGUUGAUUGUUUGCAGGCUUUGAGUCGUCGAGUGCAUUUUGGAAAAUUUGUCGCAGAAGCUAAGUUCCAAAAUGAAAUGGCCCGCUACACUAAUUUGAUCCGCAACAAGGACAUUAAGGGCAUUGAAGAAGCUAUUACAGAUUCCGCAGUUGAAGCUAAGAUUUUGGAACGUUUAAUUGCCAAAGGUCAUGCCUAUGGUACGGACCCCACGCUUAGGUAUUCGCAGAACCCUCAAUCAAAAGUACAGCCAGAGGCAAUUGCUAAGAUAUACAAAGAGGUAGUUAUACCUCUGACCAAGAAGGUGGAGGUUGAAUAUCUGCUUAGAAGGUUAGGAGAUGACGACGAAGCAGAAGCUCAAGACCCUCAACGCAAGACUCAGCUGAUGAACAGACUAUUAUCCAACAGCUUGUGGUAA
Messenger RNA from Komagataella phaffii GS115, 849 nucleotides. RefSeq names its product Chorismate mutase, catalyzes the conversion of chorismate to prephenate. The transcript has a single exon. Gene Ontology annotation, cellular component: cytoplasm. The coding region runs from base 1 to 849 and encodes 282 amino acids. Gene Ontology annotation, molecular function: chorismate mutase activity. The record is from RefSeq and is a predicted model, not a curated record. NCBI's taxonomy places the organism in Eukaryota, Fungi, Ascomycota, Pichiomycetes, Pichiales, Pichiaceae. Gene Ontology annotation, biological process: chorismate metabolic process; aromatic amino acid biosynthetic process.